AUGCCUACGCCAACCUUGUCCGGCACGACCAUCAUCAACCUCGGCCCGUUGACAUCAUGGACCGCGCCGGCAUCGUGCGCCACCACGGCCCCGCCGGUCGCCCUCGCGUUGGCCGCGGUGGAGAGCGUGGUGUACCUGUCCCAGACGUGCGACGUCAACGGCCCCGUGGUCAACGACUGCUUCCCGUCGGCCAGCGCCGUCAACUCGCUGUACCACGCCAGGAAGGGCGGGCCGGAGCGCUUCAACUAUCUGGUCCACCACUCCCCAGCCUACGAGUGCCCCUCGGGCUGGGCCACCGUCGCCUACGGCGUGCGCGAUGAGGCCUCGUCGCACUCCCUCAGCGGCAUCUUCGCGGACCCGACGGUCACCCGCACCAACAGGUUGAUCUACCCGACCAGUGUGUCGACCGAGGUCACGACCAUCACCCAGGGGAUGCCCAUCUUCGAGCCGCCGCAGAACCUCUUCAUGUCGGCCCUGGAGCCCUCGGAGACCGUCAUCCUGUGUUGCCCAAGGUCAGUCGCCGUCGUCUCCGUCGUCUUUGUCUUCGUCUUCGUCUUCGUCUUCGUCUUCGUCUUCGUCUUCGUCUUCGUCUUCGUCUUCGUCUUCGUCUUCGUCUUCGUCUUCGUCUUCGUCUUCGUCUUCGUCUUCGUCUUCAUCGGCUUGGUCGGCGGCAACUGCUACUCGCCCGUCCCCAGAGAGGCCUACCCGGCCACCACCGGCUGCCAGAUCAAGUAUGUAAACGAGGAGACCAUCCUGAUGUCCCCGGUCGAGAGGACGUUCACGUACCACGGGCGGGUGGUCACGGGCAGCGCCUGGUCGGUGGGGGACGAGUCGGUGGAGUACGUCGGGACGACGAUGGUUGUAGACGAGAGCGCCCGCACGCUCUACGAAGCCAUCUUGUACACGCCAGCGAUCACGAUGGUGAACAGGGGAUCUGCCGCCGCCACCGCCGAGACGUCGCCGGUCGUGACUGCGUCGGCCACGCCGGCCUCGACGGCAACGGGGCCGGCACCAUGGCCUAGCACCGGGUCAGGAAGCAGGACGGCACCGUCGGCGAAGGGCGCGACGCUGGCUGUUUGGGGGGUUGCCCUGCUGGCUGGCGUGGCGCUCAUGGCCCCUGUUUGA
This is a messenger RNA of Colletotrichum higginsianum IMI 349063, 1125 nucleotides long. Its product is annotated as LPXTG-domain-containing protein. The transcript has 2 exons. The record is from RefSeq and is a predicted model, not a curated record. Lineage: Eukaryota; Fungi; Ascomycota; Sordariomycetes; Glomerellales; Glomerellaceae. Bases 1 to 1125 code for a protein of 374 amino acids.